AUGACUGCCUAUCGUUUAUACAAUAAUCAUCCAUCUCAGCUGUUUCAGUCGUUUACAAACAGUUUCACCAGUUCCAGCAUUCAUUCUUCUUUGACUGUUGAACACAAUCCUACUCUAGAUUCGAUGAUAACGGAUACGUUCUACGUGACACCUGUCAGCGAGCUGGAAAAGCUUGAAGAUUGGAAUAAACCUUUAGCAUUUCAAGCAGCUCAUCAUCACGAAAACUUAAACGUACCCGAUUCGACUGAAGUAGAAUGGCGAUUACGUGAUCGAAUGAAAACAGUUAGUGUAGCUCUUGUGAUGUGUUUACAUAUUGGUGUUGAUCCUCCAGAUGUAGCAAAAAGCAAUCCAUGUUCGAAAUUGGAAUGUUGGAUAGAUCCAUUCUCAAUGACACCCAGACGAGCAUUAGAAAAUAUCGCUUCUGAAUUACAACGUCAGUACGAACGAUGGCAAUCAAAAGCGAGAUAUAAGUCAAGUCUCGAUCCAACACAGGACGAUAUCAAGAAAUUAUGUGUGACCUUACGACGAAAUUCCCGAGACGAACGUAUACUCUUUCAUUAUAAUGGUCACGGAGUUCCUCGUCCUACCUCUAAUGGUGAGAUUUGGGUAUUUAACAAGAACUUUACGCAAUAUAUUCCUUUGUCUUUGUACGAUUUGCAAAAAUGGAUAAGUUCACCAUCGAUUUACGUCUUCGAUUGUUCACAUGCCGGUGUUGUUCUGAAUUUAUUUGUGAAAUUUGCUGAACAAAUUAAUAAUGAACCUGAAGAGGGUCGACGUAACGUAUUACAGACUGCUUUACCUUCGAUUCCUGGCCAUUUAACACCUCAAAUACCUCCAUUACUUACCGCACCCUCACCGUUACACGAUAUCUUACUUGGUGCUUGUAGCGAAAAUGAACUUUUACCGAUGAAUCCUGAGCUACCAGCUGAUCUUUUUACUUCGUGUUUGACCACGCCGAUUAAAAUUGCGUUACGUUGGUACGUCCUACAAAAGGAUAUCAGUCGUUUGAAUCCAAAUAUUGAUCAAGAUAUGAUCGACAAAAUUCCUGGCACAGUCACUGAUCGAAAGUCGAUGCUUGGAGAAUUAAAUUGGAUAUUUACAGCUGUGACAGAUACAAUCGCGUGGAACUCCUUACCAAAAGAAAUAUUUCAACGAUUAUUUCGACAAGAUCUAUUGGUGGCUUCACUUUUUCGAAAUUUUCUCCUUGCCGAACGAAUUAUGCGCUCAUACGGUUGCCACGUUUGUUCCCGACCGGCAUUACCGCCUAUGUUUGAGCAUCGACUAUGGCACGCAUGGGACAUGGCAUUAGAUUUGUGUCUAAAACAAUUACCAUCUGUGUUGAAACAAACAGAAAGUGGUAUACGUGAACCGACAUAUGAACCUAGUUCAUUCUUUGCUGAUCAAUUAACAGCAUUUUCGGUGUGGCUUAGUGAAAAUUCUCUGCUAACAACAACAGUAGAAAGAGAGAAUUUAAAACAACCCGAACAACUACCCAUUGUUUUACAAGUACUUCUCAGUCAAUCCCAUCGACAACGAGCAUUAGAUUUACUAGCACGAUUUCUUGAUAUCGGAACGUGGGCUGUUCAUCUCGCUUUAUCUGUUGGAAUUUUUCCCUACGUUCUUCGUUUAUUACAAGCAACAAGUGAUGAUUUACGACCGUACUUAGUAUUCAUUUGGGCAAAGAUUUUAGCAGUUGAUCGCGCAUGUCAGACUGAUAUUAUUCGUGAGAAAGGCCAUGAAUAUUUUAUUUCCACACUAACUGAUGUUCGGUCUUCGAACGGUGUUCGAGCAUUAGCAGCAUUCAAUUUAACUUGUCUAGUUGAUAACUACACCAAAGGACAAGAAGAAUUAUCCCAAGUUAUGCCUCGUGUUGUCGAUAUCUUGAAUACAUCUACUACACAUUUUCGUGAAACAUCGGCUUUAUUCCUUUGGUCAACAUUAUUCCUUGGCCAAGCAUGGCGUUCGAACGCCAAUGCUUGUGAAAAAGCCGUGCUCAGUCGUGCACCAGAUACUUUACAAACUUUAUUGCUCACACAUGAUUCACCUGAAGUUCGCGCUGCUUGUGCAUACGCUCUUGGUACUUAUUUGUCAUCUUCAACGUCGGGAAAUGAGCUAAGCGAACGUCGAAGUGAACAAUCUAAAGAAGCCGCGAUGAUUCUUAUUCGUAGUCUUCAUGAUGGUUCGCCGCUAGUACGACAAGAAGUUCUCAUAGCUUUACGCCAUUUUCUCAUUUUAUUUACUCAAUCAACAACCAGUGGAACAACAGUGACGAGUAACAUCAAUCGAGCAAACGUUAAUUCUCUAUAUAAAACAGUGUUCGACAAAGUGACGGAAGCCAUUCAGACUGUGGUAGCAUCCGAUCCAUGCCACGAAAUGGUUCAAUUAGCCGAAACGAUCAUAACUGAUUUACAAAAGUCGAUUCAAACGAAAUUCUUUCAAUGGUGCUGUAGUCGUUUUCGAGUAUCAAAUACAAUCACGCGCGAUCUAGGUUCAGGUAUCUCACAACAACGAGGUGCAUUCACCAAUGAAGAUGAUGAAGAUUAUUUUGCACGCAGUGGUCGCUAUUGGCACAAUCACUGCAUACGUGCCAACCCAAGUCGAUUAGCUGACUUUCAACAUAUGCGCGAGACAGUCUUUCCAAAUCGAAUAUCGAAUUCUACACCACUGGUUUUACGUUUACAUCCCUAUGAAGAUUAUUUAACAGUGGCCAAUUCGCAUGGAAAUCUAAAUUUUUACGAAGUCGAUGGGACACCACGCUCACGACCAACAUUAAAGAUUGGCUCUGUUGGUUCGACAAUCAAUACACUAGAUUAUAUCAAUGCUCAUCACCGAACGUUAAUUUGUGUGGGAACGGAUAACAGUGCCAUUCGUAUAUUCGAUGAAUCGACUCAUCGUCUUCUAUCAUCUUGGAUAGCUCUCUACGAUGAACAUAACCAUGCUCAUGCAUCACAUCACCAUCGUUCAACACCAAAUCUUUCUAAUCCAGCAAGUCCUUCCAGUACACCACCAACUAAAUUCGUUCUUGAUUGGAAUCAAGACUUAUGUCGUAUAUACGCAUCGAGUACAGAUAUCAACUAUAUCUCCCUUUGGGAUGUCGAACGUGAACGUUGUCUAUACACAAUGGAUACAAAUAGUUCUAGUGGUAUUUUCUGUCUUAUUUCUGAUUCAAAUGGUUUUUGUGCAGCUGGCAUGGGCGAUGGCACUGUCCAUUGUUUCGAUGCACGUUCUCGCGAAGCUCCUAUACUUAUAAUUCCUCCGUCAACACCACUGAAACCUCAUUCUGCUAUCAUCAGUUUAAAUAUGAACACUAAUGAUCGUUUGUUAUCAAUAAGUAAUCUUGGUCAAUUGAGACGCUGGGAGAUUGAGACAGGAGCUAGUGCUGAGUUACUUGCUCCCCAAACAUCGCAGAAUGUCUUAGCAGCUGAUGUUCAUUCAACAGGCAAUGUUCUAGCAUUAGCAACAACGAACGCUCUUCAAUUCAAAACAUGUUUUGGCGAUCUUCUAUUUGAUAUCAAACAUUCAAAAUUUGCUCAAGUAUCUUCUUUAUCGUUUCACCAAUAUCGACAAUUGUUGGCGGUCGGCUUUAACGAUGGAUCCUUAUCGAUGUUUACUGGAAAGACAAAUUCAGCUAAUGUAUAA
This is a messenger RNA of Adineta ricciae, 3639 nucleotides long. The record is from the annotation of a GenBank genome assembly. Lineage: Eukaryota; Metazoa; Rotifera; Eurotatoria; Adinetida; Adinetidae.